CUUUCUCUCUCCUCCUAAAUCCUCGCCGAGACAAAGAAGAGUGCGCCUGUGAGAAAUUUACACAAGGAUUCUUAACUUUUCUCUACCUUUCCAAGAUCAAAUCUUUAGAUCGGCCAUGGCUUCAACCAAACUUCGCGAGAAAUUCGUUUACAUCGCUAAGCUCGCCGAACAGGCUGAGCGCUAUGAAGAAAUGGUUGAUGCUAUGAAGAACGUAGCGAAACUCGACGUUGAGUUGACGAUAGAGGAGAGGAAUCUGCUGUCUGUUGGAUAUAAGAACGUGAUCGGAGCUAGGAGAGCUUCGUGGAGGAUUCUUUCUUCGAUUGAACAGAAGGAAGAAUCUAGGGGGAAUGAUGUGAAUGCCAAACGGAUCAAGGAGUAUAGGAAUAAGGUUGAAAUUGAGUUAACUGAUAUCUGUAAGGAUAUCAUGAUUGUUAUCGAUGAACAUCUCAUUCCUUCGUGUCCUGAAGGAGAAUCCUCGGUGUUUUACUAUAAGAUGAAGGGCGAUUACUAUCGCUAUCUGGCUGAGUUUAAAGUUGGGAAUGAUAAGAAAGAUGUGGCUGAUAAGUCUUUGAAAGCAUAUGAGGCAGCCACAACCACAGCUGAAUCUGAGUUACCUCCUACACAUCCCAUCAGGUUGGGAUUGGCUUUAAAUUUCUCUGUGUUCUACUACGAAAUCAUGAACUCACCUGAAAGGGCUUGUCACCUAGCAAAGCAAGCUUUUGAUGAAGCGAUUUCAGAACUCGACACUCUAAAUGAAGAUUCAUACAAAGAUAGUACCUUGAUUAUGCAACUUCUUAGGGAUAACCUAAACCUUUGGACAUCUGACAUCAAUGAAGAUGGAGAAGAGUCGGUGUCGAAAGCUGGUGGUGGCAUCGAUGCAGAAUGAUGAAGAAGAAGCAAGUAAAGUUGGGGAGCUGUGUAGAUUGCAACAUUCAGCCAUAUAUUAUAUAUAUUGGAGCAUUUCAUAAGCGGGGGAAACAUUUUUUUUUUUCUUUUUUCCGAAAAUUACAAUUAGUCUCUUCUUCUUCUUCUUGUUCUUAUUUGGUAUAUUUCAUGUGUGUUUGAUUUGAUCUCCUCCCUCCUUAAGCUUGAUUUGCUGGACAAGUUCAUUUGUCUUAUUUUAAUGUCUUUAAGGUGAAUGUAGCUUUAAAAGAACCAACAUAUGUUUGCUUUCUCUCUGGGCUACACUAUUAUUUUAUCU
Impatiens glandulifera is the source of this 1201-nucleotide messenger RNA. RefSeq names its product 14-3-3-like protein B. Gene Ontology annotation, biological process: signal transduction. The coding region runs from base 116 to 886 and encodes 256 amino acids. The transcript has 7 exons. Lineage: Eukaryota; Viridiplantae; Streptophyta; Magnoliopsida; Ericales; Balsaminaceae. The record is from RefSeq and is a predicted model, not a curated record. Gene Ontology annotation, cellular component: cytoplasm.